Messenger RNA from Oncorhynchus gorbuscha (pink salmon), 2825 nucleotides. RefSeq names its product tripartite motif-containing protein 44-like. Gene Ontology annotation, molecular function: zinc ion binding. The transcript has 6 exons. Lineage: Eukaryota; Metazoa; Chordata; Actinopteri; Salmoniformes; Salmonidae. The record is from RefSeq and is a predicted model, not a curated record. The coding region runs from base 249 to 1325 and encodes 358 amino acids.
ACAAGGAAGUGAAUACAGCCAGGGCCUGAGCGUCAACUGUGAAGUGAAAGGAGCAGGUUAGAGCACAGAGAACAGGGCAGCUGUGCUAAGGAAGUGCUAGCUAGCUAACGUCAUCACUGGCUGUGCUCUCCGCAGCAGAGAGAGAAACAAAGAGUGACAGAAAGCGAACAAAACUGCAGAGCCUGCCACACAGAUAUACCAGGUGUCCUUCACUUACCCCCCUACUCACCCUACUCAGACCCACUACAAUGACAGACGAAAGGGAACCCUGGAGAGGAAGUGGAGGACCUGAUGAGGAUGAGCUACCGCAGAUGGAUGGGUCAUGUGAUGCGUGUGAACCUGAUGAGGCCCAGCCGGCGACCCAGGUGUGUCACACCUGCAGCUUCGCCUUCUGCCCUGCCCAUGCCGAGAAACACGCCUGCAGCACACGACACCAGCUGAUGCCCUACGGCCAGGAAGUGUUGCAGCCCCAGUCCCAACGGCUGGGCAGGGACAGAUACACAAGGGAGGGGGCAGGGGAGGAAAGGGUACAGGGAAUGAGGCCUGCGGCAGCGCCAGGAGUGGUGGAAAAUGGGGCAUGCGGUGGGGCUGGGAAACAAGACGGUGUGUGUGGAGGAGAGAGAGACCAGGGGAAGGGGAAGGUUGAUGAUGAAGAGGCAGUGGCGGCUCUAGAGGGGGUUAGUAAGAGGGACACAGUGACAGUGGAGAGGCUGCGCUGUAAGGAGCAUGGCCAGGAGGGCACUCUCUAUUGCAAGGCUGACGAGAAGGUAAUCUGUGUGGUGUGUGCCGUGCAGGGGGAGCACCGCGAACAUGAGAUCAUCACCCUGCGCGAGGCCUACGUCUGGCAGAAGAGCAGGGAGGGUUACGACCUGCUGGGCUGCACACAGAACAUGGCUGACCACAUCAAGACCAAGUGGACCAACCCUGAGAUGUCUACAGAGCAGUUGGAGGCGUAUGUUAACAGUCAGUUUGAUGACCUCUACCGGCUGGUUCGUCUGGAGGAGAAGAGGACCCUCCACCUGGUCGACCUGAAGGAAGCCUUCCUGACUGCCGCCGCCGCUGAGAAUAUCGCUGAGAUCACCAUCCACACCAAGCGGCUCCAGGAGGAGAUGACCUGCAUCACACAGCAAUUGGGCCAGCUGGACCAGGCUGGGGCACAGCCUGGGGCCACAUUAGCAGCCCUAGCCCAGGGAGGAGCACCUGGCCCAAGCCCCAGACCAACGCAGCGCAACAUUGAGGCCAGGCCAAGACUCCCUGAGCCGAGACGAGACCCCAGGGACUACGGAGAGGGCAGGUCCGGAUCCUCAAUGGGACACGCCCCCUGACAAAUCACCUCCCACACCUCUCUCUCCUCCUACCUCUCUCCAGGAGACCAACACUAGAGAGAGUCUCCUUUCCUCUGCAUGUCUGCUGAUGUUGGAGUGCCCUUGAAGAAGGCUGCUGGUGGUGUAACAAAAUGGAUCUUAUUGCUUUCAGAACUUUUAAAACUACAAUAACUAUUUUAAUUGAGGAGCAUGAUAUCCAUGCAAUCAAUUUCCGUCAGGCUCAGUUUUCACACCCAAUCAGAUCCUUGGCUGGUGAGCUUGGCUUAGAGAGGACUGUGGGUAGGAAAGCAUAGCGGCUGAGUGCCUGCUAAAACCCAACUGAAUAGAACAUGAAAUCCUGAAUGUGACACGCUGUGCUUUAAUUUAAUUUCUUCUGUAUAUUUUGAUUUGACAAGCAGCGUUGAAAAUAGAAAAGUUGACUGGUGACAGGACUUAGAUCAGAGGAGGAAUAUAGAAUGUACAGGACAAGGUGGGUGUUCCUGUUUUAUACUCUAAAGGGAAAUGUAUUACAGGUGUCUCCAAAAUCUUCCUUGAUGUAUAAACACAACCUAGCACUCACCUCUCAUCUCCUCUUCUUCUUCUACAAAUUCCCCCCAUUCCCUCCUCUUCUGUGUGUGUUUGUCAGAUCAAUCAGAUGAAGCAUUGACACAUAAUUAAUUUGUGAGAGCCUCGGAGUACAUGCUAGGUGAAAAUCAAAGUGUAUUUUGCCUGUAUGUAAUAUUCCUCUGUGCAGUGUCAGCAUUCUCUAAUACCAUGCCUCAUUACCCGAGACAAUCUGCACAGACAGUACAGUCCUGACUCCUGAUGACUAACUUCACACAGCACUGUCUUACUCCAUCAUGUCUUUCCUUAUUCACAUACAGAGGGUGUGUGUGUUUGUGUUUUGUUUGUGAUGUGAUCUAGAGACAAGUCUUAAUGUGAAAGGAGAAGGUGACCUUUGACCUAAUCAAUAUGACUUGAGUUGUGAACAAGACUCAGCCCUACCCAAUGGGAUCAUGUUAUUUUGUAGCAGUCAUAUAAUGAUUUCCAGAAAAAGAUGCAUUGAUUGUUUCUGUUCAGCAAUAAUGGUAAGAGUAAAGAGGGUGAAAAGAAAAUAGUCAAGACAUUAAAAUGUUUUAACUUUUGUUGUUGCCUUAAAUUAAUGAAUAAAUGAAAUGACAGAUAAUGGUUUCAGAAGCCUAUUGUCUCCCUUAGUAAUGUGUUACGCAAGCUGAGUCCUGUGAAGAGGUGUCUUCCAGUCCCAUAUCAAUCAAAUGUAUUUAUAAAGCCCUUUUUAGCUCAUGUCACAAAGUACUGUACAGAAACUCAGCCUAAAACCCCAAACAGCAAGCAAUGCAGAUGUAGAAGCACGGUGGCUAAGAAAAACUGCCUAGAAAGGCAAGAACCUAGGACAAAACCGAGCAAGGUACCAGACUCUGAGGGGUGGCCAGUCCUCUUCUGGCUGUGCUGGGUGGAGAUUAUAACAGUACAUGGCCAAGAUGGGCAAACAUUCAUAGAUGA